GUAGCCCUACUGUUUCUGGUAUGUCAGAUAUGGAUUAUCCUUUGCAAGGACCGGGUUUGCUGUCAAUACCUAAUCUUCCAGAGAUCAGCUCAGUCCGCAGAGUCCCACUCCCCCCAGAGCUAGUGGAGCAGUUUGGACAUAUGCAGUGCAAUUGUAUGAUGGGAGUAUUUCCAGAAAUCAGCAGAGCUUGGCUGACCAUCGACAGUGACAUUUUUAUGUGGAACUACGAAGAUGGGGGAGAUUUGGCUUAUUUUGAUGGCCUUAGUGAAACUAUUCUUGCAGUUGGUCUUGUAAAGCCAAAGGGAGGUAUCUUCCAGCCGCAUGUACGACACUUACUUGUUCUGGCCACCCCUGUGGAUAUUGUGAUUUUAGGGCUCAGUUGUGCUAAUAUACAAGCAGGUACUGGAUCGCUCAAUGACAGUAUGUCUGGCGGAAUGCAGCUGCUACCAGACCCUCUCUAUUCACUCCCUACUGACAAUACUUACAUUCUGGCAAUAACUUCCACUGAUAACGGGCGUAUUUUUUUGGCUGGAAAAGAUGGCUGCUUAUAUGAAGUAGCAUACCAGGCUGAAGCAGGCUGGUUUAGCCAGCGCUGUAGAAAAAUUAAUCAUUCAAAGAGCACGCUGUCUUUCCUUAUUCCUUCAUUGCUACAGUUUACAUUCUCAGAGGAUGGUAAGUACUAA
Balearica regulorum gibbericeps (East African grey crowned-crane) is the source of this 683-nucleotide messenger RNA. The record is from RefSeq and is a predicted model, not a curated record. NCBI's taxonomy places the organism in Eukaryota, Metazoa, Chordata, Aves, Gruiformes, Gruidae.